AUGAUCACCAACCCGAUCAAAGCUUGGUUUAGUCACAACGUCGAGUGCACCGUUGGCGGGCGAGCGUUUUCCGGCUUCAGCCUUUUCAACAGCACUGACCCAGAUUUGGUCCCGGUUCUUUGCCUGCCAGUGGCGAGCUCCUCGUCGGUCUCGAUGGUCGUCCAUUUGCUGACUCAUCUUCUUUUAGUAACCAGUGACGAAUUAGGUCGUCGUCGAUUGCAACCGUGA
Molecule: messenger RNA, 228 nt
Organism: Soboliphyme baturini
Lineage: Eukaryota; Metazoa; Nematoda; Enoplea; Dioctophymatida; Soboliphymatidae
Source: the annotation of a GenBank genome assembly